Molecule: messenger RNA, 948 nt
Organism: Lactuca virosa
Lineage: Eukaryota; Viridiplantae; Streptophyta; Magnoliopsida; Asterales; Asteraceae
Source: the annotation of a GenBank genome assembly
ACCCUUCACACACAACACAAUCACUAUCUAUCUUAUAUUUAUAUUAGAAAUUUUGAUAAAAAUGACGGGUGUACUUUUCCGGACCGGUUCAGGACCGAUUCACUCGUCGCUAUUGCCCGGUUCAGCAAGAAUCGCCGUUCCUCUUCGUCACGAUUCGUUUUCCGGUGGUGAGAAGGUGGAGUUUUCGUGUUUGUGUUUGGAAGCUAACAACAACAUCAAUCGUCGGAGAAUCACUAGAGCUAUAUCUGAGCCGAAGGAAAUUAAUAGACUGAGGUCAAUCAGUGCGGGAUCGCAAACUUUUCCGGAAAUGUUACCGGAGGUGGACGAGGAGUCGUUGUCCGAUGACGAUGGUACUGGUGGAAGUAUUGGAGCGUUGAAGUUCACGGAGAAAUGUUUUGAUCGGAUGAGUUGGAUGCCGGGAAGUGGAAUCGCAGUGGAGGAGACGCAGUUUUCCGGUGUCGGUAGUGGAAGUGGACGAGAUCGCGAUGGUUUCGGUUCAGGAGGUUCUUCUUCCGAUCGCGAACGGAAGAAAAUCGGUGAGUACUAUCUUCAAAUGUUGAAGUCGAACCCUAACGAUCCUCUUAUCCUACGGAACUAUGGAAAAUACUUGCACGAGGUAGAAGGAGACAGUGUUAAAGCGGAGGAGUACUACGGAAGAGCGAUACUAGCGAGUCCUGGAGACGGAGAACUUUUAUCGUUAUACGGGAAACUAAUUUGGGAUACAGAGAAAGACGGAGAGCGAGCUAAAUCUUACUUCGAUCAGGCUGUUAGCGCAUCUCCUGAUGAUUGUAUGGUGAUGGGAUCAUACGCGCAAUUCAUGUGGGAAGCAGAAGAAGAUGAAGAUGACGAAGAAGAAUCUGGAUCUAAGGUGACGUUGCUUCCUGCAUCACAACCGAUGGUUUCAGCGUUCUAGAUGUUGUGAAGCUAUUCAAUAUAGUCGAACGGGAC